Molecule: messenger RNA, 873 nt
Organism: Drosophila suzukii
Lineage: Eukaryota; Metazoa; Arthropoda; Insecta; Diptera; Drosophilidae
Source: RefSeq, a predicted model, not a curated record
AUGGGUGACAUCGAACUGGAGCUGGAGUUGUUAGGACCCGGAACGGCGGCGACUUUGUCAGCGCUAAUCAAGUUGGCUUUUGCAAGUUGUCAUGGCAUUCGAAGGCACUUGGAAAAUAUUCCCAUUAUUCCCAAUAGCAAAACCGACUUCUAUAUCCGUUCUGAUCUGGAGUUCGUGGACAGUCUGCUUAAGGACUUUCGAUUGGAGGCACUGGUUUACAAUUUAUUCAGGGGCAAGCUGGUGGAGAACCUUUCCAGCGAGAGUGUCGAGGAUCUGGAGAAGACGCAUUUAGAGCGGAUCGACGAGAUGAGGAGGAGGCCCCGCCAGCAGGCGCUGAUGAUCCUGGUUCCCUUGCUCCCUGGCUCCCAGCCAGAAGUCUGAGCCGGGGAUUACUGCUGCUUACCUUGCGGUAUGAAGGAGAGGGGCACUGAACAGUGCCUUCCAAUCCGGCGGCACCUGCAGCUGCCGUUCGGGGUCUUCACAAGUUCAGCUUCAGAUCGAUGUCAACUAUGGCAUUUUCGCCUCGUAUCCCUAACGCUUUUCGUUUCGUAGCUCGUCCAGAGACCCUACCACCCUAGCGGUGAGGGCGCCAAUCCUUCGACCCAUCCUUAAACCCAUCCUUUAACCCCAGGGUUAAAUUCUUAAACUCGUGGGACUGCCUGAUGAAGACCUUCGAUUAUAGGUUAUAGGUUAUAUCUUAUUGUCAAAGGUCUUCCCCUGGCAGCUCCAGGAGUCAAUGAAUUCACUCCUAAAUGUUUAACGGUGGGUCGAGGGAUUGAUUCCCUCAGCGCUCGGAUGGUCUUAGGUCUCGGGAUGAGCAACGAAACGGGAAGCGUUAGAGAUAUGAGGCAAAGAUGCCAUUAUUGGCAUCGU